UCCCUCACUUCACUUUCUGCUUUUGCAGGCUUUAGAUCUUUACAUUAGUAGGAUUGGGUUUUUUUUUUUGCUCUUUACUUCUCACUCACUCACUGAAAGCAGAGUCCUGAUUGUAUCCAGUGUGUGUGUUAGGGGUGUGAGUGUGUGUUAGGGGUGUGUGAGUGUGUGUUAGGGGUGUGUGAGUGUGUGUGUUGCGGAAAGUAUCGUCAGGAAUCCCGGUCGGUCCAGGAGCGAUGAGGAAAGGCUGCACUCUUCCACACAGGAGCCUGAAGUUGGGGCGGAUGUGACGAGCCAUGAUGAGAGGAGGUGAGGAAGGAGGUUCAUAGCCUAGCGGACCGAACCUGUUGAAUUUGAGUGACUUGAUCCUUUCCAAUCCUACACCGAAUCAUCUCUGUAUCCCGAGCUCUCUUUUAGAGGAGAGCAGAGAGGCAACGCUGUCCCUUUAACGUCACCUGAACCACCAUGACGACGUCAUCCUUGCGCCGCUCCGUGAAGAACAUCGUGAACAACUACACGGAGGCGGAGAUCAAAGUGCGCGAGGCGACCUCUAAUGACCCAUGGGGUCCUUCAGGUUCACUCAUGAUGGAGAUUGCGGAGUUGACUUUCAACGUGGUGGCCUUCGCCGAGGUCAUGGGGAUAAUCUGGAAGCGCUUGAACGACCACGGUAAGAACUGGCGUCACGUCUACAAGGCGCUGACGCUGCUGGAUUAUCUGGUGAAGACGGGCUCGGAGCGCGUGGCUCAGCAAUGCAAAGAGAACAUCCACGCUAUCCAGACUCUCCGAGACUUCCAGUACGUAGACCGCGAUGGCCAGGAUCAGGGUGUGAAUGUGCGCGAGAGGGCCAAGCAGCUCGUCGCUUUGCUCCAAGACAAAGAAAAACUACGGCAAGAGAGAAGCCAGGCUCAGACGACGCGCGAGCGCACGGCCUAUACCGGCAGCGUUAUGGGAUACGGCUCCAUGCCUCCACCGUACUCAGGAAGCCGCACCAGCCAACCCAACGUGGCGGCCAUCUACGGGGACGAGUACGGCCGCUCUCGAAGCUCGUCGUCCUCGUACAACGUUUCCAAUUCACCCCCUCAUCUGGCCCCAGAGCUGGAGCAGGCACGGCCGCAGACCAGCGGUGAGGAAGAGCUACAGCUGCAGCUGGCGUUGGCCAUGAGCCGAGAGGAGACCGAGAAGCCACCUCCUCCUGUGGAUAUCGAUGAACAGACACAACUCCAGAUUGCAAUGAGCCUCAGCAAGGAGGAAGCCCAAAAGAAGCCUCCUCCUGCUGUCACCUUGGACAUGGAUGAAGAGACGCAGCUCCAGAUUGCUCUGAGCCUCAGUAAAGAGGAACAUCAGCAGGAGGAGCGAAGUCGCCUGGGAGACGAGUCGUUGCUCAAGAAAGCUCUUGAAGAGAGUAAAAGAGAAAUGGAAGCCAAAGCAGGAGGGUCUGCUAUGUUGGAUCUGAUGGAUAUUUUUGCUCCGGUCUCUGAAGCGCCACCUAGUGCCAACCCCUGGGAUCGGUCUGGAGCUGGUGGUCACGCGCAGGCUGUGGGACCACUGAAGGUCGACCCGUGGGAUUCUCUGGAACCAAGCUCCUCAACUCGAGGUACUGGAAGCUCCUGGGCAGCACCUUCCAGUCUUCGCUCUCAGCCCUGGGACCAUCGGUCACGUCCUCCUGACCCAUGGGAAGCUCCUCAGAAUGCCCCCAGUCCUGUUCCCUCGAAUCAGACAUGGAUCUCAGCUGCUGACAGAAAAGGGUCCGCUAUCCCAGUCAAAGGCUCGUCACCACGGCCUGGGAGUCCCAUGGAUGGAGAUCGUUUUGAUGACGCCAUGGAUGGAGGCCAGGUGAACAUUAAUGGCCGUAGUGAGGGAAGUCCAGAGUUGUUUGACUUCUCUCGUUUGGGAGAGAGUUUAGCAGAGCCAGUGCCUCGGACCUGUCACACUCCGGAAGCCUUCCUGGGCCCCACAGCGGCCUCGCUCGUCAACCUCGACUCCUUGAUCCCACAGAACCAUGCUCCUAAAAACUUAAACCCGUUUUUAACAGGUGUGAGCGCUCCUGCCACAAAUCCAUUCCAAGCCGAUCAGCCGCGGCUCACGCUCAACCAGAUGCGUCCGAGCUCCACGUCCCCCGUUCCCAACUCGCUACAAUACAGCACCUCUCUGCCUGCGAGUAAUCAGCCUUUGUCCUUAUCCAGCUCCUUCACCCAGCCUUCAGAGGGACACGUUAACGUGCCCGGGAACCUGCCUCAGCCGCUGCUCCCCCUCUCGUCCGCAUCCGCACAUGGCCAGCCGGAUCAGAGUCAGAACCCGUUCCUCUGAGGGUUGGCGUGAGCAGAGCUCCAUGUGGCCUGAAUGUAAGCUUACUGGCCUGAGUAACAAUGCUUAUAACGGAGUGACGAAUUAACCGCAGACUUGGAUCUAAACUGGAACGUAGUCCGAUUUAAAGACACUACUGUUUUAUACUGGCUAACUAUUUUCACAACUCUUUGCUAUUGCUACUUAUCCUCUUAUAUCCAUCAGCACUACAGAACCAAUGUGUCUUUUAUAGUCAUAUAAGCAAUCAGCUAUUUUUUUUUUUUUUUUAAAUAAGGGAUCAUGAUCUAAUUUCAGACCAGAUUUCAACCAGGAACUUUUACAACACGUUACAGCUUCACUGAUCUCUACGGAAGCCGAGAGAGGCCCUUCAUAUAAUCCUUUUUUUUUAUUCACCUUGUUAUCCCGAGAUAACGACAUAAUUAAUUCAGGAUCUCGAGAAAACAAAACCGUUAUUUCGAGAUCUCGAGGAAACAAAACAAUUAUUUCAUGAUCUCGAGUAAACAGCUGAGAAAUGGUUCAUUCAGAUGCGCCAAGAGACUUGCUGACUUCGGGGCUAUUUCUCAUUCUGUAUAGACGCAACUUUGGUCAGAAUGUCUGGAAUAAUCGAUCACCUAAUAAGGCGAUAUUUUGAUCAGGGGUUGACACAGGGAGAGAUUGCAUUAAGUCUUUUAAUAAGGGAUGAUGUUCUCCUCUGGGACCCCCCUCUCUCUCUCUCUCUCUCAAGGCA
Molecule: messenger RNA, 3028 nt
Organism: Neoarius graeffei (lesser salmon catfish)
Lineage: Eukaryota; Metazoa; Chordata; Actinopteri; Siluriformes; Ariidae
Gene: epn3a
Product: epsin 3a
Exons: 11
Coding region: 463-2304 (613 amino acids)
Biological process (GO): endocytosis
Cellular component (GO): clathrin vesicle coat; endosome; plasma membrane
Molecular function (GO): clathrin binding; phospholipid binding
Source: RefSeq, a predicted model, not a curated record